Molecule: messenger RNA, 1143 nt
Organism: Aspergillus ruber CBS 135680
Lineage: Eukaryota; Fungi; Ascomycota; Eurotiomycetes; Eurotiales; Aspergillaceae
Product: S-methyl-5-thioribose-1-phosphate isomerase
Exons: 2
Coding region: 1-1143 (380 amino acids)
Molecular function (GO): S-methyl-5-thioribose-1-phosphate isomerase activity
Source: RefSeq, a predicted model, not a curated record
AUGACGCUGCAGGCUAUUCGAUACACUAAUGGUGAUCUCACCAUAAUUGAUCAACUAAAACUUCCGUUUGUCGAAGAAUAUAUACCCAUACGAACAGCUGAGGAAGGCUGGCAUGCAAUAAAAGAAAUGCGAGUGAGGGGCGCACCUGCCAUCGCCAUUGUGGCUGCACUUGCACUUGCAUCUGAAGUUCACCAGCUUGUCAACAACAAGAAGCUGUCGGCUGCUGCGGAAGAGGUUCGAAUCUUCAUUGUGGAGAAAUUACAUUAUCUCGUCACUAGCAGGCCAACUGCUGUCAAUCUAAGCGAUGCCGCCCACAAGCUCGAGGUAUUGGUAACUGAACGUGCGAGUACAGCAGGAUCAGCAGGCCAUGAUGUCGCCACUGCUUUUAUCCGCGCAGCUGAACAUAUGAUGGUAAAAGAUGUGGAAGACAACAAAAAGAUUGGGCAAAACGGGGCUCAGUGGAUUCUUGCAAAUGCUCUCAAGUCGGGCCUGUCUAAAGCUUCUAUUCUCACACAUUGCAAUACAGGUUCCCUUGCGACUUCUGGCUAUGGAACAGCACUAGGUGUUAUUCGCUCUCUUGCCUCAAACAAUGGGCUGCGCCAUGCAUAUUGUACAGAGACUCGACCAUAUAAUCAGGGUUCCCGUUUAACAGCUUUUGAAUUGGUUCAUGAUGGUCUCCCCGCUACGUUGAUUACCGAUUCGAUGGCAGCUGCUCUACUCGCGCGAACAGAUGCCGACAUGAAUGCGAUUGUAGUGGGAGCAGAUAGGGUGGCAGCCAACGGGGACACUGCAAAUAAGAUAGGAACAUAUGGCCUAGCAGUCCUGGCAAGAUAUCACGGUGUCAAAUUCCUUGUCGCUGCACCGCUCACUACAAUUGACCUGGCUACUAAAUCAGGCAAUGAAAUCACCAUUGAAGAGCGUCCGGCUUCUGAGGUAACAAGGAUAAAAGGACCCAGCCAGAAAGAUGAUACUGCUGGAGUCCUGUCUUUGGAAACCAUAAACAUCGCAGCAAAAGGGAUCAACGUUUGGAACCCAGCAUUCGACAUCGCGCCUGCAACACUCAUUGAUGGUAUAAUCACAGAGGUCGGUGUUGCAGAAAAGGAUUCUAAAGGACAUUUUCACUUGGACCGUUUAUUCUCCUAA